This is a messenger RNA of Spodoptera litura, 773 nucleotides long. RefSeq lists its product as uncharacterized. Lineage: Eukaryota; Metazoa; Arthropoda; Insecta; Lepidoptera; Noctuidae. The record is from RefSeq and is a predicted model, not a curated record.
CUCACUAACCUACAAAGCAAAUUAAACGCAAUGAAGAUAAUAUUAAUUAUUUCUGUGUUAAUUAUAAGUGUCAAGUGCGGUUUAUUAGAUGACCUCGUGACAAACGAACAAAAAUCCAGUCUAACCAAUCUUCUAGGCAAAAAGCCUAAAACAACUGAAAAUGAAAAAACUGAAUACCAUCAAGGAGUUUUGGUAAAAGUGAAAGAAACUCUUGAAAAUGGAACCAAAAUUAUUAUAGAUGCACUAGGAAACGUUAUUAGGAUCAAUCCUAAAGAUGAUAAAGAGGUUCCGAAAGCAGAAAACCCUGAACCAACAACAAACAAACCUAUAAAAGACGCUGAGAUUGGUAAAGAUGAAGGUAACAAAACUGUCGAUAAAAAACCCGACGUACCUAGCCCGAACGUAACAAUAGAAGAAGCUCAAAAGAAUUCGAAUGAAACUGCUUUAAAGACAGAAGAUGAAUUAAAGAACAAAACGAUUCCACAGGAGAAUGACGUAAACACAAAAGAUGGUAACAAAGGUGUUGAUGAUGUGAAAAAUUCAACAGAAGUUAAUAAAGUCACUGAUAAAGAUAAAUUAUGUACUGAUGAAAAAUCUUGUAAUAAAGUAGCUGUAACGACGAAAAUGGCUUUUACGGGUGACGAGUGUCCUACUGGGAAGAUCAGAGCUGCUGAUGAAACCUGUGUUGAUGAAGAGUAACUUCGAAAUGGAUACCUGAAGGUUGAAUUUCUUAUUGUCGCUUAUAAUUGUUGCGAAUUAAAUGUAAUUUAGUC